Molecule: messenger RNA, 2699 nt
Organism: Oldenlandia corymbosa var. corymbosa
Lineage: Eukaryota; Viridiplantae; Streptophyta; Magnoliopsida; Gentianales; Rubiaceae
Source: the annotation of a GenBank genome assembly
AUAUGGCAUACUUGGAAUCCACUUGCAUUUGUGAAAACAAAUUCUCUCUUAUCAUUCCACAGAUUAAAAUUCUGUUCAGUUGUUGUACUGCUAGAACAGGCUAACGGACAUAGAAUUUCCGGCUAACGCCGAAUAAAAAAAUCUUUAUCGUCCCAAAAUGAUUGUUGUUUUUUAAAUAAUCUUCAAGUUGUAAAAGGAGGGGUCAUUCCCCUUGUGGGAUGGCUACCUACAGCUUACGGCGGUGUGCACUUUUUCCCUCCGCAUCACUACUUCUUCUGGUCAUGCGCUUGGGAAAGUAUGCAAAAAUUUUCAGGCAACUGGAACUUGCUUGCUUUUUUUUGCUUUACUUUCCCCCCCCCCCCCCCCCACUUUAGUCAACUCAAGUCGUCAUGGGUUCUCUGAAUUUUUGGCCAUUGGGCUUUUGCAACCUUUUUUCAUCACAAUCUGUCUCAAAAGACUGUAACACCCAAUCGUGGUUCACUUUUUCACUAGAUAUUUCUGGAUUGCUCGAGGGAGGAUGUUUCUUGUCUAUCUCAGCAUCCAAAAUGGCAUUUCUAUGCUCACUUUUAUAUCUCAUUUUAGUAGUCCUUUUGACGCUUGUCCGGUUCCACAAAAUAGACUAGUAGAAAUGAGUCUAAAUAUAUAAUAUAUAUAUAUAUAUAUAUGAACACUGUUUUAAAAGUAUCCUUAACCAAAAUUUGUUGAAGACACUUACAUUGUUGCUACACAUGCAUCCAUAUAUAGUUGGAGGGAAAUGCCAUUAGAGAAAGCUUUACAGAUCUAAUGUCAAGAUUUUCAGCCAGUUUCCUCAACAAUUUACAAAUCAGCUUCCCAAUUAUGCUUCAAAUGUGUAGUACUAAAAGUAUGUAAAACCAUGAAAGUGAAAUGAGCAAAGCAAAUGGCAAUUGCUCAUAAUUUCACAUGUGAAUUGGUUGUCUAUGCCAUACCUCAAGUCUCACAGAGUCUCUGUUACAUCACCAAUUUACCAUCAUCAAGUCAUCAACUAUUCAACUCUACUAAAGACUGGCGUUUCAAAAACAAAAAAAAAAAAAACUAAAGACUGGCGGAAAGUUUAAUGCUAAGACUAGUGGGUCCCUAUCCUUCUGAAAAUCUUGACCAAGCCCAAACACAAAAAAGGGCCCCAACCACCUCUAUCAGCUAGAGAAAACUGUCCUCUAUUUAUUUUGAGCACCUCGCAUGGCAGAUGGCAAACUACGUUCUAGGCUUUCUAGCAAACAACAACCCCUUUCUAGCUUAUCUGAUUGAUCCAUAAUCUUAUCUCUCUAACUGCAAUUUUUUCCUUUUAUAAGUUGGAAAGAGGGCUUUUUUUUGUUAUUGGAAAGGCUUUGAAAAAGGAAAGAUAUAAUGGCGAAAUUCCUUGCUUUGAUGCUCUUGGCACUCCUGGCCAUCACUGUGCUUCAAGAAACUGCAUUGGUGAGUCUUCUUCUUCCACUUUUCAAUUGUUCAUGAAAAUGCCGUAAUAUCCAUCUGGAAUGAGGUGUUCUAACACCAUGUUUCUGCUCCAAAUGUUGCAAUUUGUAGGUGUUGGCAUCUAAAGGAGGGCAUCAUCACAAAGGGGUCUGCAUUCUGCUCAUUAUUCCUCUUUUUUUGUUUCAUUUUUUUUCACCAUGGUUUUUUUCACUAUGGUCCACUCACAUUUAUGAUUUAUCUGCUCAUCUUACUCUUGUCUUUUUCGAUUUCAGAACUAUGGCCCUGGAAGUCUCAAGAGUUCCCAAUGCCCGUCACAAUGCGCGAGGAGAUGCAGCAAAACGCAGUACCACAAGCCUUGCAUGUUCUUCUGCCAGAAAUGCUGCAGCAAGUGCCUCUGUGUUCCCCCUGGCUUUUAUGGCAACAAAGGUGUUUGCCCUUGCUACAAUAACUGGAAGACCAAAGAAGGAGGACCCAAGUGCCCUUAAUUUAAUCAAUUUAGGCCCCCUUUUAAGACCAAGAAUUGAUGAAACUGUUCUAAUUAUCUUGUCUUUUCUACUUAUAUCGCACAAUUCCUAUCCAUGUUGUAUUUUGGAAUGUGGAAUGUGGAACAGAAACUGUUAAGCUGCUUAUUUAGUUUGAUAACUAGCUGUUACCUCUUAAGACUAGUAUCAUAAUCUAUGUGGUUCUGCUCUGCUGCCGCAGAGCGUGUGUUAUUUGAUGAUGUUUGUCGCAGAAGAACUACUAAUUAUUACGCAUUUUAUCGUUUUAAUUAUGUUGAAGCUGUUUGAUUGUUAAAUGUGUGCCUGAAUUAAUGUAGGUCCUCUCUAUUCUGAUCAUACAUAACUAGCUAUCAUCCUGUUGCGUACAGAAGCCUUCUGUAAUCGGGCAAUCAAUUAAAGUAUUUCUCAGUUCACUACACAUUACUAGGAUCAAACCGAUUUCAUCUUCAAAAUCAAAAUGUGAGCGAAAAAUAUAAGAAAUUGAUAGUGUAAUGCGGACUGCAGCAAAUGUAAGUGCAUACCUCUGUCAAUGUAUAACAGGCUUAUAGCUUUUGAAUGGAAAUCCAUAAAGGUUGGCAGACGUAACUAAAGGGGUCUCUUUCUACUACGCCAUAGAAUCGUUCUAUACGUCCAUCUAUAAGAUCAUAAAUCCCAAUAUCAUUCCUGCCUCCAACUCCAAUUCCAACAUAGCCCGUAAAAUAUAUACAAUUACUCUUGAUCCCACAUCUUUCCGCUUCCCUUUCCGGGGCAAAAUGCAGCAUCGCCCCC